Heterobilharzia americana is the source of this 1657-nucleotide messenger RNA. Lineage: Eukaryota; Metazoa; Platyhelminthes; Trematoda; Strigeidida; Schistosomatidae. The record is from the annotation of a GenBank genome assembly.
UGUUACCAUUAUAAGUUAUCCAGGUAUUAUCAGUUGAGUGGUUGAAACCGGAAAGCCAAACUGACUUGCUGUCUCAUAUUUUAUUAGUGUAACUAAAUCUCAUUGGUUUCAUGGCGGAUUUCAUCAGUUCAUUCUCCACAAACCAAACAAUAAAAUUUCACUGUUUGGUUGAAAUUUCUGUCCAACUGUAAUCACAUAUUUGAAUGUUUGUCUGAAGUGCACACAUUUUUGCUACUGUUGCAGAUAUCCUCCUGGAGUUAACGACUUGCAAUGGGAGAUCUUAAUCUUCUGAAACCGUAUGUUGUUUUCGAGCAGUUGUUUGAACAAAAGGUCCGGAUAGAAGAUAGGAAUUGUCUCGACUUUGCCGAUAUAGAUGUGGCUGCUGGUGUUUUGACAUCUUGUCAUGGUUCGGCAUUGGUUAAGGUCGGGAAAACUCAGGUGAUUGCAGGUGUAAAGGUUAAGGUUAUUCCUGAAAGCGGAAACUCAGGAAGUAUCAUAUGCAAUGUCGAGUACGCUGGUUUGUGCCAUCGAGGUUCACGUUUGAACGCUUCCCAACCUAAGUACUCACAGUGGCUCUCUUCCACAAUUCAACGACUGUUGAAUGAUUUUGCAUUCCCAUCUGUUGAAAAUCAGCUAAAUAUAUACCCAAUUACUGGCAAUGCAAACAAUUCUGUACCUAUUGCUUCAUAUGCUGUAAAGCUUGAUAUUUUCAUUCUACAUGAUGAUGGAUGCUUAUUGGAUGCUUGUGUUCCGGCUGCACUUGUCAGUCUUUCAACAGCUAGUUGGACCAAGUUAUAUGCAGUUACUGACGAACGAGCUGCAGGUUCAUAUUUAGACUGUUAUAAACCUGGCCCAUUGAAGGAGAAGAAAUCUUUAGCAGUGAAUGAAUGGCCUGUUUCAUUGUCUUUCUGUUUUAUCCCGGGGCCGGUCGCCAGUAGGAAAUCUAAAGUUGUUCCUAUUAUUGCUCAACCUACGAAAAGAGAGUUGGAUAUCUGGGACACAGAUGCUGGUCCAGUUCACAUAACAGUCUCAUCGGGUGGUGAUAUAAUAGACUUUACAAUGGUCAAUGCAUUUUUGACAGGUCUUUGGGACACUUUGAUUCUAUCGAAAAGCAGUGAUAGUGAUUCUGUCAGCAUCUGGAAUGUCUUAUUUGAUUCUGCGACUUCUCACGCUCAGAGAGUGCGUCAAGUAAUCCGAAAGGCAGUUAACUAGUCUCUGCUUUUCACUAUAGAUGUGAAUAGCAUACCAAUGGUAAUCGAAUUGUAACUACUGGCACGACAGUGCAUUUUGAAAAAUGUCUCUCAGUUAUACAACAAAGUGUGGCUUAUUAGCUCAUUAUUGUAAAAGAAUGUUGUAAAUCGCUAUUUGUCUUCUCCGUGCUUCUGUGUUUGGCUGCUUGUCAUUCUACUUUGCUGUAUUCAUUUUGGAUUCAGGCGUAUCGUAGUUUGUGCAAUUCAAAUCAACCAGAAUUGCGAUAAUCAUUAGUUUUUGUGUUAAUACUGCCGUAACCUCAGGGAUUGUAUAUCUGCAUACUUUAUUUUGCGUUCAAUGUUAGACUUUGUAUUAACCUGGACUAUUUUUCUUUCUCCUAUCAUAUCCCUCCAGUCAGUAUUUUCUGUUAUGUAAAAAACCUUUGUUGAUGAGUUCAAAAUAUCAA